Orbicella faveolata is the source of this 1726-nucleotide messenger RNA. Its product is annotated as BTB/POZ domain-containing protein 6-like. Gene Ontology annotation, cellular component: cytosol. Gene Ontology annotation, biological process: neurogenesis. Gene Ontology annotation, molecular function: protein binding. The record is from RefSeq and is a predicted model, not a curated record. Lineage: Eukaryota; Metazoa; Cnidaria; Anthozoa; Scleractinia; Merulinidae.
UUUUCAUUUCUGCUGCGCAUUCAUUUUUUGUCAGCCAAUGAAAAAAUUCGAAUUUUUGGGUGCGCCCAGAGCUACUCGUCAACGACUUUUUAAGACGAGUAGCACUGGGGACGAGAAUGGCCCGAACGCAGAACGUCAACCUGUGUCCCGCCAGUCAUGCGCAGUGGACCUUUUGGCUUUUCCCUGAUCUUAUGGCGUUCCCGUCGCCGUCCGCGUUGUCGUUGCUUUAAGUCCCUGAUAUCGUGUUCAAGCCUCCAGUUGACUUUAAAGCGCGGACCCAGUCACAUUUCAUGUGUUCUGAUAUGAAAUGUCCAGAAUGUUCAUUUUAGUGUGACGUGUAGACAUAGGCGUACGGGCACCUUCGGACUUAGCAGGUGGGGGUGGGGAGGGGGGCGGGGCGGGGCGGAGAAUAGAAGCCGUUUUCUAUUAAUUUUUCCCCAAAUGUCAGACGUCCUGAGGUUACUGCUCAAAAGGAAUCUUUAGUCCAUAACAGGUGUCUAGGUCAUUACAAGUUUAAGAUUGUAAAGAAAGUAAAAUAUAUCUGUAUUCCAGUUGAUUUAUAAGCUAUAAAAGACGUGGAUCUGGAUAAAAUAAGACUAAGUUACUCAGUACAAAUAAAGUUUUACUCCCAGCCAUAAAACUAAUAUUCAGCGGUUGUUGCAACUGUUUGGUAACCAAGCUUUUAUCGAUCGAACCGAUAAACUGGCUUUUGAGCAGGAUGGUUUACCAAACGGCAACUCUCAAGAAGACAUCUAUGAUGUGUAAGAUUUACUCAACAUUUUCCGAUCGUUAUUUUAUUUCUCUUUACUCUUGCGCCUCAACAUCAAAUUCGCAGGUGAUGAGAAUGUACGACUUCGUAUCCUUCAUAGGAUGGUCUUAUCUUAAGAUGGCAAAAAACAGUUUUCAGCACUUUCCGUGACUAAGAUUUUGAUAGGUCAUCAUAACCACUCUUCAUCAGUUAACGCUACUUUUUAGGCUUGAAGAUUGGCUAUUAUUUUCUCGUGUUAAAAGCAACAACUGUUUUACCCGCUACACUCGUUCGUAAAAUAUAAUUUAUAUCUUCGCGCCGCCAUGCAAUAUAAUGGUGAUUGAAUACUUUGUUCUUAUUCUCUGUUAUAGACCUGAUAUAGACCUCUCUGAACCUCAGUGGUUACGUGGGAUACUUUACAGGACUGAGGCUGAAGCGCUCUUAAAAAACAAAGUCGACGGUACUUUCAUGAUCAGAAAAAGUAAUUCGCGGCCCGGGAAUUGGGCUGUCUCCCUCAAGCACAGAGGUUGUGUGAAGCACAUUCUAGUAGAGCGAGGUCCAGAAGGCUUCUUUGGUUUAUCGGUGAAAUGCACCACGUAUCCAACGUUGGUUGAUUUAGUGCGACAUUAUCACGAGAACACGCUACAGGUUCAUAACCCCGAACUCGAUACAACCCUUAAAUUCCCCCUGGGGAGUUUUGUGGGGUGAAACUCGUAAAAUUUCACUCGAAGCUUUGUAUUCCGUGCAAUUUUGGUCGAAGCGAAGGAGGCCUGUCUAGGGUGGUGUAACAAGGGAAGUUCCUUGUUCCCUGGGGGCAAUUUCUUAGUUCCGAUGGGAAGUCCAUUGUAGUAUAAACUUGUAAUUGUAAUUUAUUUUUCUUUGCGCAAUUGCGUAGAAAUCAUUUAUAUAAUAUAUAAUAUAUAAUAUAUAAUAUAUAGAUUUGGAAUGUUGUUACUAAUGCAAAUAAUCCAACAUGUA